GUCCGCACAUGCUCAGUCAGCACCACCUAGUGGUGAGCGGGGACGAGCGCGGAGCGUGCACGUCUACAGAGAUGCCGGGGAUGCUGGCUGCGCUCUCAUUGUCCCUGAGAAUUAGAUCUACAAUGUAACGGUGUCACGCCUAGCAGAUGUGAGCGAUACUUUAUUAUUGUGUGCUCCUCUCCAUGCCGGGGAUGGACGGCUGAGCUCGGAGGAUACUGUCAUUGUUGGGUUGGACUGAACUCGGGAAGUUGGGUGGACUCCGGGCAGAAGAGGACAUGGAUCUCCUUCUCCACCCGGCGCCUCCGAGCCCGUCCGGGAAAUAGAGUUCCAGGAACCGUCACUUCAUCCUGAAAGCGGCACAUCUCUCCUUGCCUGCAGAUCAGGCUUUCAGGCAGAGAUGACAGCCACAGCUACCCAAAAGUGCCUGAAGAAUGAUAAGGUGGAUGAAGCCCAAGCUCUGGCCAGGAGCUGUGCCGGAAGACCAGAUUUCAAGCCUUGUGACGGACUAUCCAUCUGUGCCACCCACAGUCACGGCAAGUGCUUCAGACUCCAUUGGUGCUGUCACUUGGGCUGGUGCCACUGCAAAUAUGUAUACCAACCUAUGACUCCAGUGGAGCAGCUUCCAAGCACACAAAUUCCAGUGGAGCCUCAAGAACAUACCGACACAAUCCAGAUCUCUGUCUCGCUGGCCGAGCAGUUCCUCAAGGUAGCUUCUUCCUUCCAGCCUCCAUUCAUUCCGGAAUCUCCACGCUACUGUACAAUUUCUGACCUCUUCCUGGAUAAUUAUCAGGUAAAGUGUAUCAAUGGAAAGAUGUGCUAUGUGCAGCGCCAACAGCCACUGCCACCACCACCACCUGCACAGCCAUGUGUUAGGUCAAGGCCUGAAAGAGAGUUUCUACAGGAAGUUUACACACCAAAAGACACCACGGAGGGACCAAAAAUAGAUCAUUGCUCUUCUCCUUCCAACUCUGAGGACUCUGGGAUCAAUGCAGUAGGAGUCCCCUACUUAGAGUCAUGUGAUGAGGACACAGAAGAAGGGGCAGAACUCAGUUCCGAAGAGGACUGCAGCCCAGAUGGUUGCUGGGGUCAGGAGCCUUCUCCAUUGGUGUCUCCUUCGAAGACUGAUCUGGAGAUCAUAGAAACUAUAGAGACUACAGUCUAACGUUUCAUGGAAGGAUGUCACAGGUCAACUGUUAAGCACAUAUAGGCAGUGGAUAGCUGCCAAGGGACAGAGCAAUACAGUCAUAUUGCACAUUUACCUACAAAUAUCGAUACGUUUCCAGGAAUGUGUAAUCAGUUUAUGGGUCAGCUAUCCAUUGUACCCUGGGUAAUUGAAAGUGUUUUUUUUUUUUGGGCUAGAGCCAGUCAGUAGUUUUUAAAUCUCUUGCAUAAGAAUCAAGUUUUAUAUUCAUUAAGGCAUAUUCCAUUGUGUGUUUCCAGUCUGGUUUGUGUUUUCAGAAGAUGCAGUCUAAAAGAUUUAUUAAACAAUGAUUAGACAACUCUCCAUAUAUCAUGAUAUUCCUAUAGCGAUAUAAGCUGUUUAUGGUUAACUUAUACAGAGAAGUUAAAAAAUCAUUCACAGUAUGUAACCAACAGAACCAUCAUAAUAUGAAUAUGUGCUGGUCACAACAUGGGGCCUUUUUAUAGAAUAUGCUGCAAUGAAUAUAAAAACAGUAAUGUAUAGCAUUGUUGAGUUACUUAGCUGUCUCGUGAGCUUCAUUUUUGAUAGAAGCAUCACUGUUACUAUUUAAUGUCACACAUUCCUCAACUAUCAGUCAGGAGAACAAUUUGAAAAUACAGUAUUAAGAACUGUAUGAUCCAAUACUCAGUAUUUUUACUCAAACGCCUGCAAGGCAUAGCGAUGUACAUACAGAACAUGUCACUAGAUGUUCACAGAAACUUUGGUUAAAUCACAAGUUCAAAGCAUUAGUAAGCCUAUGGUAUUUGUAUUCUCCUCAGCAAGCCUUACUUGAAGCCUGUGCUGUGGUACCUCCCUUGUUUUCUUUGUUGCCAUAAGCAUGUUGCCUACCAUCAAAAGGCUCAUAGCUCCUUGAGAAGCUACCUGAUUUUCAUUGAUGAGAAACGCAUGCUGCUAUAAGCAUCUCUCUGACUCAAUGAACUUAUGGUGCUUUGGGCAGAUCUUUAAGAGACAUUUGUAGUAACGUAGUGCGGGUUCAGGAUGCUAUCAGAAACCACAUUAUCACUCUUACCCGUAUUUUUACUCCAGUGAUAGUUCACUUUUGUAUUAUAUUUUAACACAAUGUUCAUGCUAAAAUGCCCUUUUGCUGCUAUUACCGUUUGUGGUGCUGAAGAAAUGCUUUUAACAAAGCAAAGGGGCAUAUCCUCACUAAGCCAUGACUAAAGGUUGCCCUCCAAAAACAAAAGAUAGGGUAAACAUAAUGGAAUCAGACCUAAGCGAGAUACUAGGAAAACCAAUUUUAUUAUUUUGGGCAUAUGGCCAUAGUAUAUUUAAUGCAGUGACCGUGUACAGCAGUAUAUACCUUAUUACCUUAUUAUUCAAUUGUACAAUAUAUAGCUUGCCUCCUCAGUCAUGAAAUUGCUACAUUUUUAAAUCGAUAUGUUGGCUGUUUUAAAUUGGCUUCUAGCCUAUGAUAAAAAGAACUCGACUACAUUUAUUUAUCCUGUUAACACUCCUUUCGAUAACCCACUUCAAACUGAAUUGUUUCACAUCUCAAUGAUGUCCGGAUAAAUAGACUUGACACCU
Rana temporaria (common frog) is the source of this 2725-nucleotide messenger RNA. It is a transcript of the gene C6H3orf70, whose product is annotated as chromosome 6 C3orf70 homolog. The transcript is spliced from 3 exons. The record is from RefSeq and is a predicted model, not a curated record. The coding region runs from base 398 to 1162 and encodes 254 amino acids. NCBI's taxonomy places the organism in Eukaryota, Metazoa, Chordata, Amphibia, Anura, Ranidae.